GGGAGGAACUUGCUGCACAUCGCCGUCCUGUCGGGCAGGAACGACAUGGUAGAGAGCAUGCUCGCUCACAAGGCCUGGCCGAUGCUGCAGCUCAAGGAUGCCAACGACUGGACGCUUCUGCACCAUGCAGCUCUUGAGGGAUCCGCUGAGACUGUUGAGGCCAUCCUCUCCACCGAUGUCAACCCGAACGCGCAGGAUGCUCACGGUUUAUCUGCUCUCCACCUCGCUGUCUUUCGGCAACCGGAACAGACCAAGGUGAUCGAUCUGCUCGUCAACUUCUCUGCAGACAUCAAUGCCAAGGACAAGAAGGGUCGUUCGCCGCUGCACGUCGCA
Molecule: messenger RNA, 333 nt
Organism: Guillardia theta CCMP2712
Lineage: Eukaryota; Cryptophyceae; Pyrenomonadales; Geminigeraceae
Exons: 3
Biological process (GO): regulation of gene expression
Cellular component (GO): nucleus
Molecular function (GO): protein binding
Source: RefSeq, a predicted model, not a curated record